Messenger RNA from Papaver somniferum (opium poppy), 1054 nucleotides. RefSeq lists its product as uncharacterized. The coding region runs from base 185 to 922 and encodes 245 amino acids. The transcript has 4 exons. The record is from RefSeq and is a predicted model, not a curated record. NCBI's taxonomy places the organism in Eukaryota, Viridiplantae, Streptophyta, Magnoliopsida, Ranunculales, Papaveraceae.
CGUCCAUAUAAUUUGGUUGGAAAUCAGGUUAGAAGUUAGAAAAUAAAGCUUCUUCUUCUUCUACCACUACUUAAUCUCUCACACUAGUCAUCAAUAUCAUAUCUAUAUACAACACCAAUAUUCUCCCUAGAUUUCCUCAAUCUCUCUUUCUUUCUCCCAUCAUAACAUUUUUGCCGUCUUUGCGAUGUCAGUAAUGGAGUUAUCAUCAGCAGCAGCAAUAAUACUUCAGGAAGAAGAAGAGGAGAAUGAUUAUGUUGGGUUCGAGGAAGGAAGGGUAUGGCUUCCUACCCAUGUUCUCGACGAAGUUUGGGAAUUCAAGGAAUCUUUGAAGCCUCGUCAAAAACAUCGUCAUGAUAAUAGUAAUCAUCAACAACGCCAUCAGCAGCAUCAAAAUCAUACAGGACCUAAAAUGUCAUCCAGGGCAGACACCGGAACAUUUCCUAUGUACGAUCAAUUCGACGCGCAUUUGAAACCUCGCACAAGUACAAUAUUCUACCAGAGGCCUAUAAUUGUUCCAGGAGGAACGCGGGUAUCACCACCAGCAACAACUACUGGAAUGCGAGCAGUAUUUCUAGAUUCUGGAGAAAAGAAAUGUGGAACCGGAUUUUUUCUACCUCGUAGAGCAGGCCAAAAUUUUCAACCAAACAAGAAACCUGCAUGUUCUCCAGUUCUCCUUCCUGCUAAGGUCGUUCAAGCUUUAAAUCUCAAUGUGCAUGAACUGGGCUCUCAGUUUGCACCUCGACGAGAUCAAAGCAGCAACCUUCCAAGCCAAGGAAAAAUUGCUAAUCUAGAUUCUAAGACAAACAAUAAGAAUAACAGCAUCAAUUAUGAUGUUCAUGCAACACGUUGUGUAGCAGCUGCAAAGGGAGGACAUAAUAAUUCUUCAGCUGAUAUCUUUCUUCCAAAGGAAUGGAGUUAUUAAUCUGAAAUGUUAAUUGAGCUAGCUUAAUUAAAAUAAAUCAGUAAUCAAUAAUGUUUAUUUCAUCAUUUUUUUGAGUUUAAAAUUAUAUGUUUGUAGUACAAUGAUUCUUAAUCAAGCUAUAAUAAAUAUCUA